AUGGCGGCGCCGGGCCGGCUCGCCGCCGCCGGCGGGCCCGGCAGGAAGCAGGGGAAGGCAGGGCUGCAGAUGAAGAGCCCCGAGAAGAAGCGGCGGAAAUCCAACACGCAGGGCCCGGCCUACUCGCACCUGUCGGAGUUCGCCCCGCCGCCCACGCCCAUGGUGGAUCACCUGGUGGCCUCCAACCCCUUCGAGGACGACUUCGGCCCCCCCAAGGUGGGCGCGGCGGCGGCGGCGGCGGCCCCGUUCCUGGGCAGCCCCGUGCCCUUCGGCAGCUUCCGCGUGCAGGGGGGGAUGGCGCCGCAGGUGCCCCCCGGUUACGGCGGGGGGCCGCAGCCCCUGCGGAGGCAGCCGCCGCCGCCCUUCGCCCCCGGCCAGAUGGGCCCGGCCUUCGGCAUGCCCCCCCAGAACCCCGGCUACGUGCAGCCCGGGGCCAUGAGCUUCCCCGGGCAGCCCUUCGGGCAGCCCCUCGGACAGAACUUCAGCCCCCCCACGGGGCAGCUCAUGCAGGGGCCCGUCGGGGGCUUCGGGCCCAUGAUCUCGCCCACCAUGGGGCAGCCCCCCCGGGGGGACAUGGGCCCCGGGCCGGCCCUCAACCCCCCCGGCGGGCCGGCCAUGGCUCAGCGCUUCAGCCAGCCCGGCAACCUCUUCGGACAGUCCCCCAUGCAGCGCCCCGGGCAGAACAUGCCCCCCCUGCCCCCCAACGCCAGCCCUUUCCCCGGGGCGGACCCCGGCUUCCCCGCCGGCGGCGAGGAGGGGGGUAAGAACCUGAACCCCCCUCCCAGCACCUUCCCCCAGGAGCAGCACUCGGGCUCCCCGGCUGCCGUUAACGGGGCGCAGCCCAGCUUCGCCCCCCCAAGCGCCGGCCGCGGCGGCGGCACCCCCGAGACCAACAGCCUCCCGCCCCCCGGCAAGGCGGCCGGCGGCUCGGGGCACCAGCCGCCCCCGGGGUUGGUGUACCCGUGCGGGGCCUGCCGCAACGAGGUGAACGACGACCAGGACGCCAUCCUGUGUGAGGCCUCCUGCCAGAAGUGGUUCCACCGCGAGUGCACGGGCAUGACGGAGAACGCCUACGGGCUGCUCACCACCGAGGCCUCGGCCGUCUGGGCCUGCGACUUCUGCCUGAAGACGAAGGAGAUCCAGUCGGUGUAUGUCCGCGAGGGCAUGGGACAGCUGGUGGCCGCCAACGACGGCUGA
Messenger RNA from Cygnus atratus (black swan), 1197 nucleotides. RefSeq names its product pygopus family PHD finger 2 (gene PYGO2). The transcript is spliced from 4 exons. The record is from RefSeq and is a predicted model, not a curated record. Gene Ontology annotation, biological process: kidney development; spermatid nucleus differentiation. The coding region runs from base 1 to 1197 and encodes 398 amino acids. NCBI's taxonomy places the organism in Eukaryota, Metazoa, Chordata, Aves, Anseriformes, Anatidae.